Molecule: messenger RNA, 6123 nt
Organism: Ramularia collo-cygni
Lineage: Eukaryota; Fungi; Ascomycota; Dothideomycetes; Mycosphaerellales; Mycosphaerellaceae
Exons: 1
Coding region: 1-6123 (2040 amino acids)
Biological process (GO): meiotic chromosome separation; proteolysis
Cellular component (GO): cytoplasm; mitotic spindle pole body; nucleus
Molecular function (GO): cysteine-type endopeptidase activity; protein binding
Source: RefSeq, a predicted model, not a curated record
AUGGCGACUCUAGAGUCACUGGCAGAGGCCGUCCGGAAUGCCAUCACGUCAGGCAGUGCCACCCCGUCCACGGUCACCACUCUCCACACUUUGCUCGGCGGCGUACCAAAUUCUGGGAGCCAAUUGGAAACGACCAGUCGAAGUGCACCAAAGAUAACCACAACUUCGAGGACUACGAAGACGACGAAGCCAGUGAAGCCGGCGGCAAAGGCUGUCAGGAAAGAUAAUGCAUUCCAGAUUCAUGACGACAAUUCCAGAGCAUUGUCUCCCAAGGCGCGAUAUGCUCUUGCCACCGAGGUUAUCAACAUCGGGUUGAAAGUGCUCUCCGAGGCCACUACGAACAUUUCCAAAUCUAGAAGAAGAGAACCCUCUGUGAUUCGGUCCGAUGAUGCUGCAACACCGCGAAGACAUUCCAGGACUUCGUCGUUGUCACAGCGAGCACUGCAGAUUCGGUCUGGCAACGUCACUCCUGUCCGCCAAUCUCCAGUCAAGCCCUCCGUCUUGUCCCGGACAUCGUCCCGAUCUUCUAUCGGAAGUCUACCACCAACCACAGUGCAUGUCACUGCAGUAGCAGAAUGUGUACGAUUGGGAUUUUCAGCACUAGGGUUGAUGGACGCGCAGAAAAUAGGAGUCAAGCCCCUCCCCAAGCUACAGUUGGAGACUGGUAUGCUCUCACUCGCGGGCAUGCUGAUCGCCCUACGGUUGGACGCAUUGGCUAUCAAGGAGUUGCGAGCAGUAAAGCGAAUGUUGGAGUCGUCGCAGAACACAACUGUAAAGAAACGAUCAGCUGGUAUGAAUACUCCGGUUCAUGAGAAUCUGGCCAGCUUGCUAAGUCUGGACUUGGACUUCGAGGCUCACCCAGAAGCCAUCCCUGUGGCGAUUACAUACCAGCUCCACCUUCUGAGAAUGAUCACCAACUCGAAGAAGCCGGCUACGAUUGAGGAUGCCUCGCAACAUCUGAUGCUGGAGACCCGCGGCUCACCUGGAUCUCUCAUACUUCUAUCUGCCAGGACUGUUGGUAACGAGGCAAGGGCUGUGAGACAGCUCGAAGCGCUUGCUCAGAGCUUAUUGCAACUUUGUCCGAGCGUGUCCAAAUCCGCAGACGAGGCAGCUGCAGAUCCAAGUCGGAGUCCAUCCCCACUUACAGUCUUCCAGUUGCAAAUUUCGGCUUUGCGGCUACGGCAACAAGCCUGGAAUAUUACUAAACGCAUGGUCGAUCUGCAGAAAGAGGUUGCAGAACCAUUCGCCAAAUGUAUGACAACUCUCAUUCGGAGAGUUGAAUCUCCAAAGCAAGCCGUGUCCAUACACAAAGCAUGUUCUGCUGCUCAUGAAGCUUUGGGCCUGGMCGCAGACGAUGCUCAAAGUCCGUGCAGUAUGACGCUCUCAAGAACCUUCGCAGUACUGGCAGAUGGGGCGGCUCUCCCCGAUCUGGCGUAUGCCUGGGCUGAAAACGCUGUCAAGAAUGGCCGGAGUCUUGACAGCACUCACGCUCGCUUCCUUGCUGCCCUGGCCCUCAGACUAUCACUUUUCAUGAGAGCACCACGAUCUUCAUACGACCUCGGCGAUGUCGCUUCAGACAUCUGCCACAUCACUCAAUGCCUUCAUGACCGGCCUGCUGGCAGCAAGUCAGAUUACGACCAGCUUUUAGCCGAGAUUGCACGUCUUUCGGGCGCUAAAACUGAUCUAAUCGGAAAUCCAGACAUUCACGAAGCAUGGAAAAAGCUCGUACAGUCGGCUGCUGGUUUCGCUUCAAGAACUACAGGACUGUUCCCUGGCAACGGCUCACGCACCGCUAUGAUGAUCGUCCAUGCGGCUUUGCUAAACAGCAAAUCGUCAGACGAGCUAAUCUCCUGGGUUUCAAAGGAUACCGCAAGCCUCUUUCAGCACGCUGGAGCCUUACAUGCGAUCGCUAAAUCUGCAAUGACGAUGCCGAUGACCCAAGCUUGGGAUUCCACGAGCGAGACUCUGGCAUUCGCAAGAACACUACGAGCUAUUGUAGCAAAGGCGGUGACUAUAGAGAGUGGGAAAUACACAUCUAUGAUUUUCGACGACGAUGACUUGGAACCUGAUGAGUCUGGCGCUCUACUGGAAUGGCAACUCACCUGCGUACUGGAGAUGGCUUAUAAGAUGAGACACCAGAAGGCUCUACAGUGUAUUGUGCCGUAUAUCCUGAAGAGGCUCCUGACACUGUACUCGGUGGAUCUGCACCCGGUUCGUCGCUGCAGGAUUGCAGCACUGGCGAUGCGUGUUCGAGAGCAGUUCCCGGGUCUGCUUGACCCGCACGUUCUCCAACCUUUCUUGGAGGUUCCCUUGAUUGACAUUGAUACACUGGGCAAAGAUUCUGGCUUGCGUUGUUACGCUUCUGACAUCAACGCAUCUUUCGGGAUCUCGCUGGCAUUCCAUAACGGUCCAGUGGCGGUGUCCCAACUUAGCUCCGACCUACAGACAUGGCAACAUCUUCUCGAGACAUGUCAUGAGGGCAGCGAAAGCCUUGCAAACGUUGUGGAUAACCCUGCGAAUCUGCUUUCGCAAUUAGGAUCUCUCGAGGCCUAUGCUGGAGUAAUGGGCGACGACAUCAAACGGCUCCAAAUUGCCCGGAUGUUGUUGAGGGCCAGUGAGCUGUGCGAUGUUCGGCCUGGGGAUCGUUGCUGCUACGGUCUAAGAGUCUCUGCCGCCUACUUAUCACUUGGCUGGGCUGAGAGCGCAGAUGUGGCUCUCGCGAAGGCUCUGCAGGUUGCAGAAAAAGACGCCUGCUCAGGUAUCCCAGCCCUUGCGUACUACCUCGRCAAAGCAGAGCAACUGCUGGCUCUGGACAAAGUCGAAGACUGUCAGAGCAUGCUGGACAAGGCUCGCGAGAUACGUCAAGAUGUGGAACCGCUCAAGGUGAAGUCUCACCAGAGCAAAGAAUACAAGCUUCUACAUGGGCGUAGCUGGCUUCUGCAAUCACGAUGCUUUCUAGCUGCCGGGGUGCCCCACGACUCCCUGCGCGCUGCAAAACGGUCUGCCAGAGUGUUUAAUAGCAUUUGGUCUGGUAUAGAGCGUGCCACAGACCAAAAAUCGCAGACAGACAUAAGUGAGAUAGAAAGAGAGCCUGAGGAGAGCUCCAUGGAAGACCUCAGCAAGAAAGUAAGCAAGCUCAAUCUUAAGCCCGCUACUCGCGACUCCAAGACAUCGGCGUGUGCUGAGGUCAGAGGUGCUGCGUUCUGGCCAGUAGCACGCUUGUUAUGUCAGGCGCUGAUGCAUCUUGCUGAUGUCUAUGCGCACCAUGGAGUGUUUAACGAAGCAAAUUAUAGCUCAGAGCAGGCUAUGCGGAUAGCGGAAUCCAUACAGUCUCAGCUACUCCUCUCAAGGGUACGCUCCCAUCGCAGCAUACUUCUGGCAGCCGGAGGACGUGUUGAGGACGCGGAACUGUGUCUCGCACAAGAUAUUUGUGACGCCUCGAACAGCACUUCUCUGGAACGAAUCGAGCGCCUCAGAGCAAAAUGCGCGCUUAGUGUCAAGACUUACGAGCUUGAAACCGCAUUCAAUUAUCUCAAUGAAGCCGUGACCAUGACACAAGCUCUGCAGGUUGCUGAGUACGGCACUGAGAUGGGCUCCCUUGCGACGACAAAAGGAACCGGCUCUGCUACGAAUUUGGACAAAAAAGCAUCGACGAAAAGGGCGUCAAGGUCUGCCAACGCGAAGACGGUUCCAAGAACGAGAGUGGUUCCCAAGGCUGCCCGAGCAGUUGUUUUUCCCAAGAGUGGGAAGAGAUUGUCUCACUUAGCUGGCUCUCACGGCUCACAAGCGCACGGAACCGGCGUCUGCUAUAUGCUACGAAAGCUCGAAGCUCAAUUGAUUGUUCAGAGUGCAAUCAUAUCGCUCAAGCUCGACCAUCCGAAUGGUGCGACCUUGCCAGGAAUGGAAGAUGCUCUCGCAUAUCUCCCUGCCUCUUUCGCUCGGUGCCAGGUUGAACAUGAAUCGGCUAUGCGCAAGGUUACAAGCAUUCUUGGAGCUGACUUCGCACUCAACGUACUGCCUGAGUCCACGGUGUCUUUUCCGGCGAUAACAGAGGCCAAGCUAGCGGAUGAUUCACCGGUUUCUGGCCCGAAGCCUGGCCCCAAGGGCAAACGGCUCGUCAAGACCACGAAGCGGAAAGCCAGCCCACAAGGGUCCCUCGAAUAUCUGCUACUGACGGCACAACAGUGCCUCAUUCUAGACGGAUCAGCUGCGCGGCUGUUCAGCACGUCUGAGACACACAGGCAAUACUCUUUGCUGACCAACACUGCCAUGCUGCUCUCUGCCACGACAAGUGGUACGGAAUCGAGCGCACUACAUCAGAUAUGCAAGACUCUUGCUGUGGAGGUUCCUCGGAUGCAUGCUGCUAGAUGCCAACUUGUCAUUGCUGAGCUGGAAAAGGAGACCUUCCAAGCAUCCGACCUCCUUGCUUGGCCGACUUCGAAAGCUGGAAAUUUCGGAAGCGAGAUCAUAACAGACCAGUUUCAAGAACAAUAUGUGGACAUCCUGCCUGGUCCGUGGACUGCUGUUUCUAUUGGCCUUGAUCAAGAYGGCGACGAACUUUACAUCACCCGAUACCGUCGUGGCCAGACGCCGCUCGUUCUGCGCCUACCCUUCUCUCGCCAGAAGUCAGAGGAUACAGACGACGAUAUCUUCGACUACAGAGUGGGCAGCGAGGAGUUGAAGGAAAUCGUCGAACUGUCUAAUUACAGCUGUCAUAAUGUUGAUUCGGGGACAAAGGGUGCAAAGAGUAAUUGGUGGAGCGAGCGCGAGGCCCUCGACCUGCGAUUGCAUGAGCUGCUUGUCAACAUCGAAAAUGUCUGGCUGGGCGGAUUCCGAGGAGCCCUGUCGCAGCAGCCUAUUGAUUCGGAUCAACUCAUUCGAUUUCGCAAAGACUUCGAAACAGUGCUGGAUCGCCACCUUCCGUCACGACGGGCGGUCAAGCGAGGCACGAAGAAGCUCUUGCUGGCAGACCAGGUUCUUGAGCUCUUCAUCGGCCUCGGGAGUGAUCAAGACGGAGAGGUAGACCUGGAUGAGCCACUCUCGGAUCUGCUUUACUUUGUUGUGGAUAUGCUACAGUUCAAUGGAGAGCGCAACGCCUACGAUGAAGUAGAUUUUGACAGCAUGGCGAUCGAGGUGUUGGACGCGCUGCGAUCCUACCACGACAGCGUGGAUGUCGAAGGCCAAGAGGGAGCUCACCUGAUACUGGUGCUUGAUCGAAGAUUGCAAGCUUUCCCUUGGGAGAGUUUACCUUGCUUGCAGAGUUCCAGCGUGAGCCGGGUCGACAGCAUGCUCUGUCUGCGUGAUCGUAUCGUGGAGAUGAGAAGAAGAUGCGGCGACGAAAGUGAUCGUUAUUUUGUCACUCGUCAAUCAGGAACCUACAUCCUGAAUCCAUCGGCUGAUCUCAAGAAUACUGAAGCCACAAUUAUGCCCGAGCUGUCAAAGCUUGCGCAAGCUGAAGGCGCGGAGUGGAAGGCCAUCGUGCAAAGAGCACCUACUGAGGAAGAAUUCAGCAACGCGCUUGCCACUUCUUCGACGCUUUUGUACUUCGGUCAUGGAGCCGGCUCGCAGUACAUCCGACCACGAGCUAUUCGGCGUUUGGAAGCAUGCAGCGAAGUCGUGUGGUUGAUGGGCUGCUCGUCUGGUGCUGUCACAGAGCACGACGAACUUGAGCCUUUCGCAGUCCCGCUAGCAUACCUAGUCGCGGGUCAGGGAGCCGACGCAGGAGAUGAAGGCAAUGCCAGAUGUAUGGCUGUCGUUGCAAAUCUGUGGGACGUCACAGACAAAGACAUUGAUCGCUUCUCGUUGGCGGUUGGUGAGGAAUGGGGCUUGUGGGGCUCUCAAGAGCAUUCUUGCAAGGCACCGGUGAAGACACCAAGGAAAAGACAGGCUGUGGCUGCCCCUUUAACGCCGCAAAGAGGCGCAAAGACGCCAAAAACCCCCAAAGUGCGGAAAACACCUGCGCCAACUCGCACACCUGCCAGAAGUCGAAGUCGUGCAAGGGAUGUUGCGAAGGAGCAAAGUCUGGCUGAAGCUGUGGCAAAGAGUCGGGAUGCGUGCUAUCUCAGAUAUCUGAACGGUGCUGCGCCUGUUGUAUACGGCGUGCCUGUGUAUCUGGGACCAUGA